Messenger RNA from Cherax quadricarinatus, 774 nucleotides. Lineage: Eukaryota; Metazoa; Arthropoda; Malacostraca; Decapoda; Parastacidae. The record is from RefSeq and is a predicted model, not a curated record.
AUGACGCUAGACCCACGGCCCCUUGUGUCCCCGCCGCCCCCGCCGCCACCGCCCACAUCCGCCGCCAUGAGUGACCCCCGUCCGGGGCCCCCGCCGCCCUCACGCCCGCCGCCGCCCACGCUUCCCGUCUCCUCCCUGGCGGGGUCAGCGCUGUCCAUGGUGCCGCGGUCGUCAGCUUUCACAGCUGUCUUCCCAUCCAUUGGACGGGCCGCGAUGCCUGACCUGGCGGCACUCAACCUGGCUGCUUUCGAGUCAUACUUGGCACUGACCGGCAUCUCCCGUCUCACGCAGCGACACGCGGCAUCCCAUGGGAAAAAAUUCGACUUCUCGCGGCUCGCGGAGAGCGUAUCGGGACAGGAGAAGCGCGCCGCGAGCGCAAGUCCCCCGCUGCCGGCGUCACCGGCCACCACCUUAGCGCAGGUAUCCCCGUUAAUGUCCUCCGUUAGGUCUCUACCGCUGCUUACGGACACGUACCCGCUGUUGCUGAGCCCUCUCUACCAUACCAUGUUGGCGCAGCAGCAGCAGCAACAGCAGCAACAGCAGCAGCAACAGCAGCAGCAGCAGCAGCCAGCGCUGGGGUAUCGCAGGGCACUGGGCAGGGGCAGGACGCCCAGGCCCAAGAAGCAAUUUAUUUGCAAAUACUGCAACAGGCAGUUCACGAAGAGUUACAACUUGUUGAUCCACGAGAGAACGCACACGGACGAGCGUCCGUACACCUGUGACAUAUGCGGCAAGGCCUUCCGUCGCCAAGACCACCUUAGGGACCACAGGUAA